This is a messenger RNA of Alternaria arbusti, 1797 nucleotides long. RefSeq lists its product as uncharacterized. The transcript is spliced from 10 exons. The record is from RefSeq and is a predicted model, not a curated record. Lineage: Eukaryota; Fungi; Ascomycota; Dothideomycetes; Pleosporales; Pleosporaceae. The coding region runs from base 1 to 1797 and encodes 598 amino acids.
AUGCUCGACGAAGACCUACUGGAACAAAUGAGAUCCAAGUCUAGUGAGCCAUCGAAAGUACCAUAUAUCCAAGAAGUAGAGAAAUGGUACACGGAUUAUUUCAGCUACCUCCACCGUACGAUCGAAGCGCGACUACGAGGCGAACUCGCAAGCCGAUGGGAAGACGCGAACAUCGAGUUCAUCUUCUCGGUACCUACAACAUGGAAACCUAUACCCACUGUGGAACGAUUCAGGAAGACGAUAUUCGCAGCUGGUUUUGGGUCGUGCACCAGCCACACAGCAUCAAUAGGGCUGACGGAAGCUGAGGCGGCUGCGGUACAUACAGCGCGGAGUAUGCCUGGUAUCUUCAAGGAGAAUGAGUUACUCUUCGUAUGCGACGUGGGUGGAGGUACAACGGACCUAUCGGUUUUCCGAGUGAAGAACACUCAAGGUGGCUCUCUUACUCUCGAACAGAUUGAUGUUGUAUUCGGUGCCACUAUCGGAGCCGCACAACUCGACAGUCUAUACGAAAAAGAGGUGCUACAGCGAUUGGAGCAUGCCGAACGACUUCAGCCAAUGGGACUUCAGGAUGUACACCAGGCGGCAUGGGAAAUGCGAAUCUCGAAGGAAUACCAGAAUGCAAAAUGCGAUUACGGCUCGGAAGAAUCUUUGAUGGAUACCGAGACCUUUGCGGUGCGGGUACCCAAGCUGGACAAGGCUUACAACAACCGAGAAUGCGCUAUUAGCGCCGGCGACAUGUACUUCCAGCGCGACGAUUUGAAAGGCUUUUUCGACACUCAGGUAUCUAAGCUUUUCGAAAUGAUGGACAAACAGCUCGCUCGUGUGCAGCAAAAGUUUCCAUCCGAACAAGUGUCUCAUCUCGUCCUGUCCGGGGGUCUCGGCAACUCCGCAUACGUUCAAAACUGUCUACGAAGCCGAUACGCAUUCGGCAGCACACCACACUCCAACGCACAGCAUAUGCAGAUCCGCAUAGCACCCGACCCGCAACUCGUGGUCUGCAAAGGCAAUGUGGCCGACCGUAUUCAGAAGCUCAAGACCGGUCAAUCGGUGCUCGGGUGGCGAUGUAGCCGUGCAUCAUAUGGAACGAUGUGCAAGAUGCUGUACGACCCGUUCAACCUUGCGCAUUUUGGGCUGAGGACGGAAGUUGAUCCUUUGGACAAGAAGGAAUACGUCAUGGAUUGCAUCGACUGGCUUAUUAAGCAGGGUGAGCCAGUAUCGAGCGACUUCCCUAUAGUAAAGAGCUUUCAACGAAAAUGCCCGCCAGCCUCAUCCAAGAACCCCAAUCCACCAAGGAUCUAUCCCACAGAAGUGAUAUGCACCGAAGUCGACAAGUCUGAACUUCCAGUAGUAAAGAAUAACGCGUGCCGCUCCAUCUGCAAAAUCGAAUCGGAUUUCUCUUCCCUCCCGCUAUCACUCUUCAAACUCAAAAACCGACACUGGUGGAACUCCGGCCCGAAAUACCACCGCAUCAACUACGUCGUCAAAGUCAACCUCGGACCUGCUGAUGUAUCCUUCGAACUGUGGCAUAACGGUGUCAAGCUUUCAAAAGACAACUCCAUCAAGGUUGAAUGGCAAGCGAGCGGGCCGCCUGACCCGAAUGCGACGACUAUUGCGCCAGACUUCCCGAUGAACAGCUUGCCGGCGGUAUGGAGUCAUGAUGCAGCGCAUCGUCGUACGGUAAGGUCGGUUGGGGAUGGUGGCGGUAGGCUGGGGACGAAUUGGGGGAAUUGGGAGAAUAAGGAUGGCGUGAGAUCGCAGGUGAUGGCUGCGUCGCAGAAUGGGUCCAGGGUGUGGUAG